Messenger RNA from Fonsecaea erecta, 1152 nucleotides. RefSeq lists its product as hypothetical. The transcript has a single exon. The record is from RefSeq and is a predicted model, not a curated record. Gene Ontology annotation, molecular function: zinc ion binding; N-acylphosphatidylethanolamine-specific phospholipase D activity. Gene Ontology annotation, cellular component: membrane-bounded organelle; cytoplasm. The coding region runs from base 1 to 1152 and encodes 383 amino acids. Lineage: Eukaryota; Fungi; Ascomycota; Eurotiomycetes; Chaetothyriales; Herpotrichiellaceae. Gene Ontology annotation, biological process: N-acylphosphatidylethanolamine metabolic process; N-acylethanolamine metabolic process.
AUGGUGUCGAUCACCAGACUUCCCUCGCUUCUCCCCGACGACCCCAAAGACCAUCACGUCGGCAACCCGCCCAAAGCCUUCCGAAACCCCUGGCCCUCGUUCAACCCCAGCCACCACAGUCUGGGAAAUAUCGUCAAGGUCCGAUUUGGCAGCGAUCGGCCUGCAUUUAUGCCGGUGCCCAGUGACCGCUCCGAGCUGGUGCCCGUUCAGAAGGUCGAUUUUUCCAGGCCUCGCCCAGGGCCCAGAGUGACAUGGAUCGGCCACGCCAGUUUCCUGGUGCAGACCUGCAGGGAGGAACCCGCGACGCGAGGCAUCAACAUCCUCUGUGACCCGGUCUUUUCAGAGAGAACCUCUCCCUUCACGUGGUUUGGGCCCAAGAGAUACACACCCACCCCGUGCAGCCUAGAGGAGCUGCUGGAUGCUGUCGAGAUCGACCUCGUCAUCAUCAGCCACAACCACUAUGACCACGCCGAUGCAGAGACUCUGAAGACGGUUUGGGCGAGGAGGAGAUCAAACGUCCAUUUUCUGGUGGGACUGCACAAUCCGCGCUGGCUGACAGCGCUGGGCAUCGAUCGCUCAUCCAUUACCGAGCUGGAUUGGUGGGACCGAGUCGAGGUUGAGGUCGACGGGGUUGGAAAGGCUCACAUCACAUGUACACCCACGCAGCACUUCUCCCGACGAAGCGUCUGGGACUCAAACUACGAUCUGUGGUGUUCGUACGCGAUCCAAGAUCUGCAAGGCUCUGGUAAGAAGAUCUACUUUGCGGGGGAUACCGCCUAUCGGUCCAUCCACUCCAGAAACCUGUCCCGCGAGGAGGAAGACGCUCAGCCUGUGUGUCCAGCGUUCAAGCAGAUUGGUGACCUGUUGGGGCCCUUCGACCUGUCCCUCUUGCCCAUUGGGUUGUGUGAGCCGAGGGACUUCAUGUCGAACGUCCAUGCCAACUCGUGGGACUCGAUUCGAAUCCAUCAGGACGUGAAAAGCAAGAGAUCAAUCGGCAUGCAUUGGGGCACCGUCCGUGGCGGCUUGUCGCAGUAUUACGAAGACGUCCGCACCCCGGUGAAGCACUGGAAGAUGGCUGCUGAAGAUGCGGGCUUGAAAUGGGGGGAGGAGAUUCUCGUUUUGGACAUUGGGGAGACGUUGACAUUGGACUGA